Messenger RNA from Cordyceps fumosorosea ARSEF 2679, 621 nucleotides. RefSeq names its product ribonucleoprotein (LSM)-related domain protein. Gene Ontology annotation, molecular function: RNA binding. Bases 1 to 621 code for a protein of 206 amino acids. Lineage: Eukaryota; Fungi; Ascomycota; Sordariomycetes; Hypocreales; Cordycipitaceae. Gene Ontology annotation, biological process: mRNA splicing, via spliceosome. Gene Ontology annotation, cellular component: cytoplasm; U4 snRNP; U5 snRNP. The record is from RefSeq and is a predicted model, not a curated record. The transcript has 6 exons.
AUGUCAAACAAGCAAGGAAAGAUGGCCGGUUAUAUUAACUGGCGGAUGCGCGUGACGCUCAACGACGGCCGAGCAAUGACGGGACAGAUGCUCGCCUUCGACAAGCAUAUGAACCUUGUCCUCGCAGACACCGAAGAGUUCCGACGCGUAAAGCGACGCCAAGAUCGGUCUGCGCCCGGCGCCGGCGGCAGCCUGGUCGAGUCGGAGGAGAAGCGCACGCUCGGCCUCACCAUCGUUCGCGGCGCGUACAUCGUCUCGCUCUCCGUCGAGUCGCCUCCCCCCGCGGAUCCCAGCGCAAGACUAGGAAAGAGCGCGCCCGGCGGGAUCCCCUCGGCUCUGAGCGCUGGUCCCGGCGUCGCGAAGCCCGCCGGCCGCGGCGCGCCCGCCCCCUCCCUCGCUGGCCCUGCCCCUGGCCUCGGUGGUGGUGCUCCUCCUCCGGGCCUGCCUGCGUUCCCCGGCGCUCCUGGCUUUGCCGGUCGUGGCGGCCCUCCGCAGUUCCCCGGCGGCUUCGCUCCUCCUCCUGGUUUCCCGGGCGCUCCUCCUGGCGGCUUCCCCCCUCACGGCUUCCAGCCUCCUCCCGGUGGCGCGCCGCCUGGCUUCAACCCCGGUCCCCGACGAUAG